GAGGUGAAGGUCUGGCUGCGAGAGCAAGACCAGUCAUUCUCGCGACCUCAGUGAACUAGUGUGUAUGCGUUUUUCAGCGUUCCCUUCUCGUGCGAAGACUGCAACAUUUGCAUAUCAAAUUAUAUCAGAACGGCACGUUUAUUGCCGUCGUUCCGUUAAUUACUUCGAAAUUAGUUCGUGAUGUAUAUUCAUCGUUUUCCCAUGAAUACAUAGUAGAAAUUCUUCAUUACUUUUGAAAAUGGAUAAGUUGCUGGUCGAUAUUGAAUAAGUAUUAACAUUCCGAAGUUGAUGGAAAUCGUUUUCUUUUAAUGUUUGGUGACUGUACAUUUGUUAAUCAUCUAAGGACAAUGAUGGAUUAUUGUUACAAAUUUCCAUAACUUUGAAGGAAUAGGAAACACAGCAGAUUUUUCAACACAGAACUGAGAGGAAACAGAGCGAUGACAUAUUCACGACUCAAACUCUAUCAGACUGAGGAAUAAAAUUAUUUGAAAAACUUCCAGAAGAAUGUUUUUCUUCUAUUGAUGAUAAAAUGGAAAGAGACAUAAGUGCUUUAUUCAUUUCUGAAAUAUAUUUCCAAAAUUCCAUAUGUGCUUCUCAGAGGAAAAGUGAUCAUGUUUUUCUGGUACAGGCCAUGGGACAAAGUACACCUGUGUAUAUGCCAAAGCUUCACAGAGACAAGUGAUGCAUACUCAAAAAUAUGCAGGAGAAGGACCGGGUAUUAUAUGGACUGCCACAGCAGGUUAACUCAUCAGCCAGGUGGAAACAGGUGUGUCAGUCACAGCAUAUACCCCAAAGGACUGCAUCUGCAUCUGUCUUCAACCCCUGUGUCAUUAAUCCUUAGUGCCUCGUCUUCCGUAAACGUAAUUGCCUCUUUGUACUUCCUGUGUAUAUUUCGUAAAUUAUUUGUUCAGCUGUCAAUCAGUUUAACCUGGUGUAUUAGAAAAUGUUUUAGCGAGUGUCUUACCAAACUCAUUGUGAAAAUACCACGGGAAACUAUAGACCCAUACCACGAAAAGAGUGGACUGGAAAGGAGAUGACACAGGUUUGAAGAAUUUGUCAAGAGUCUGUUUGAAAGAGGCUCUUCCACAGAGGCAGCGUCCUUGAAGCGGCCAAAGAAGAAGUUUUCAACUGGACCAGGGAAGAGUCUGUCGUUCCCCAUGUUCGCCAUUUUGGUUAUUAUCACACUUUGCCCUCCAUUCUCUGUGGCCUACGAACUAAAGCCAACGACUACAAUGUCUGUAGUGGCCCUGGUAGGGGACAAAGCCAAACUGCCUUGUGAGCUUCCUAUGCCGAGCGACAGACCAACUCUCGUCCUCUGGUACAAAGACCACGAUUCUAAACCUUUCUACAGUUUUGAUGCCCGGGAAACAUCAUCUGGACGUCACAAGGUGCAUGACCGCUCCGAGCUUGCGAGAAGGUCAAAGUUCAUACUAGAUUCCUACACACACAACUUCAAGAUACGCCUCGGAUACCUAGAGAUGGAGAAAGUUACCUUGGCUGACGGUGGAAACUACACCUGCAGAGUUGACUUCAUGACAUCACAGACCAUGAUGGCUCUUCUACAUCUCACAGUUCAUGAGGAAAUUCGGGACUUGGAAGUCUUCGAUGCAGAUGGGGUCAUGAUCAACAGCGUAGCAGGUCCUUACGCGCAGGCAAGCAGGGUCAUUCUUUCCUGUCGGGCUUUGGGAGGCUACCCACCUCCAGUCGUUCAGUGGAUGUCAGGAGACAAAGUGCUUGAGUCGUCUCUCGAGCAAGGUUACCCUUUCUCCAGAAUGAGCCCGAGGGACCGGGACUUACGUCACCAAACCCUAGGCAUGGUUAAGGUAGUCCUUCGUCUGCCAGAUCUCCAGAGAGCUGACGAUGGCAGGAAGUUGAAAUGCGUUGCUUUCAACAGCAAUAUGACCCGCCCAGCGUCGAAAAUCAUCACAAUCGAGAUGUACUUGCCACCACUAGAAGUCAAAAUUGAAGGACUGGAAACGCCCGUGCUAGCAGACACGGAAACCAUUAUAUCCUGUCGCUGCUCAGGUUCCAAACCGCCUGCAACGUUAUCCUGGAAUCUGGAUAGGUCCUCUGGGUUAACACCUCUGCCAGCUCAGUCGUCCAUGGAUCACAACACCACAGUAAGACGUGCUAGAUUAUUGCCUACACCAGACGACAAUGGUAGAGUUCUGUCUUGCACGGCAACAAAUCCGAAAGUUCCCGGAUAUUUGAUCGCAACAUCUCACGUACUCGUUGUUCACUUUGCACCUAAGGUUGAAGUGCGAUUGGCCCCUGCUCUCGAUCCUGACAACAUCAAGGAGGACGAGGAUGUGUACUUCGAGUGCGUCAUCAAGGCCAACCCUCCAGAAUCAAGGAUCAUCUGGUACCACGAGGCCGAACGACUGGAGACAAACCUCCAGACGGGAGUCUUGGCACAGGGAAAAAACCUCGUACUGCAGAAAGUCAGCCGCCGUGCAAGUGGCACCUAUCAGUGCCAGGUCACGAAUGCUGUUGACAAAGUUACAAGCCCUGCUGCAUCUCUGAAUGUAUUGUUCAUACCCGAGUGCAGUGGGUCACGAAAUGUCACCAUUUCUGUCUCGACAGCCGAGGAAGUCAAGCUGACCUGCAAAGUGGAAUCUAAUCCGGCUGAGGUAAAGUUCGUCUGGAAAGUGAACACCAGCAGGGGAACCAAAGAAUUAUCUCCCACUUCAUACACGACCAAUGGGCGACUGAGCACUCUAAUCUACAAACCGGGUGAACAUUCGACUGCCAACGAUCAAUAUGGAGUUGUGUUGUGCCAUGGAAUCAACAAACUUGGCACUCAGAAACAACCGUGCAUGUUCUUUAUCACUCCAGCAGGAUCCCCAGAGAAGCCCAAGUCUUGUACCCUGAAGAACCAAAGUGCCACCUCUCUUUAUGUGUCUUGCACGCCCGGAAGUAACGGGGGACUGAAGCAGCGCUUCGUUGCCACAAUCCUGAACGCAGAAACUCGAGCAGUGGUGACGGAGGUAACUUCAAACACACCCCAUUUCUCGGUGCAAGGUCUGGCCCCCGGGGGAGACUACCUGGUGAAGGUGACAGCAGUUAAUGAAAAGGGAGCCUCUAAGCCUUACGUUCUGGCAGGCUUUGAACUCAAAGUGGCUGAAAACAAGAUAAAUGAUCCAAGUUCAAGCGAGUCAUCUCCUUUACUGGCUGUGUUCCUGGGCGUCGUCUGUGGCUUCGUCUUCAUAUUCUUGAUUCUGAUAUUAGUCAGUCGAAUCCGAAGCCGACGCCGACAUGCGCAUCUGAACGCAGCUUCAAACAACAACAAACACCGUGGAGGAGAUGAAGUUCCACUCUCCCCAUCGAGAAACGAUUCUGUUUCGGAAACUAAUGAGAGAGAUCUGGAAGAGGACGACGAUGUUGAUGAAUAUAGCGGAGAAAAUUCUGCCAAAAGCGAUCUGGGCCAAGAUGGUCCGGAUGCUGGUGUGGGGUCUGCCGGAAGUGGAUCUGCUGGCAAAAUCGAUCGUUUGAAGGAACCCGAAGACAAAGAAUUGAAAAUGUCCACGACAUAUGUGCCGGAAUCUUCGACCCUCCGCAGAAGCGGGUCGUCGUCAGAGGCGGAGGAACUUCUCCAGCCACGACCACAGUUGCUCCACUCGACUGACCUUCCACACCACUCGACUUCGACCAACCAGAAGUACUACGCUUUGAAGAUCAACUGUACGCGUCAGAGCAAUGAGAGUUUCGUGUAGGUGGAGGUUUUCUUAAGUUUACAGUGUCAUUUUCAUUUGAUUGAAUGAAAAGUAGAUUUUUUGUGAGGGGGGGUGUGUUUAGAUGUAAACAACGUGCUCUAUAAUCGAAAGGCUGAAUUGAAGACAUUUUUUUAAAUUGUCAAAAAAAAAAAAAAAAAAAAAAAAAUAGCCAUGAAGAUGUUUUCAUCAACAGAAGCAAAUCAGACUGAGUUGACAUUCUUCGAUAAAUCAAGCAGUUUUAAAUAGAAAUUAGAGACGUUUUUGUCUGCAAUUAUUCAGAAGGUAACAAUUAACUUUAAGUACAAAUGGUUGUACAUCAGAGACUGGAAUUUUACAAAUGAAAAAACGUACAUAUCAUGGAUAUAUUAAUUCCCGUCAAUUACGCGUGCAGCCAAUUCAGAUGAAUAGAGACCUAGUAUUCCAAAGUGUUAAGCAAAUAUGGCAAGACAAAAAAAAUCGCAGACCAAAUCUCUGAAUGAAAAACAGGCAGAAGAGAAUGAGAGGGAUCAUAGACAUUGUUUGUAAGCUAAAUGCUCUACUGGAUUUAUUGCUGUUCGUACUAAACAUAAGAUAUAGCUACCAUCUUCUUUAAUGUUAAAUGUUUAUAUUUUAAUCAAGUGGAAUAAACGUUU
Molecule: messenger RNA, 4345 nt
Organism: Macrobrachium nipponense
Lineage: Eukaryota; Metazoa; Arthropoda; Malacostraca; Decapoda; Palaemonidae
Product: hemicentin-2-like
Exons: 18
Coding region: 1158-3713 (851 amino acids)
Molecular function (GO): protein binding
Source: RefSeq, a predicted model, not a curated record